AUGACGGACCGCUGCAGCCUCUGGAGCGCCCUGUCGGCCGCCGCCUGCUGCUUCUACCGCGGCUCCUUCAUGCAAGUCCAGUUCUCCAAGGAGAAGUACAUCCUUGACUCCUCGCCCGAGAAGCUUCACAAGGAGUUGGAAGAAGAACUGAAGCUCAGCAGCUCCGACCUGCGGAGCCACGCCUGGUAUCACGGCCGCAUCCCCCGGGAGGUCUCUGAAAGCCUGGUGCAGAGAAACGGGGACUUUUUGAUCCGCGACUCGCUCACCAGCCUGGGCGAUUAUGUGCUGACCUGCCGCUGGCGGAACGAACCCCUCCACUUCAAGAUCAACAAGGUGAUGGUGAAGUCAGGCGAAGGCCGCACGCACAUCCAGUACCUCUUUGAGCAGGAGAGUUUUGAUAACGUCCCCGCCUUGGUGCGCUUCUACGUCGGGAACCGGAAGCCCGUCUCGGAACAGAGCGGCGCCAUCUUCUACUGCCCCAUCAACCGUACCUUUCCCCUGCGCUACCUGGAGGCCAGCUAUGGACUUGCUAAUGGGAAGCACAGUGGCUCACAUGGCCAGUCUGGCCAGAAAGGGGGGCACAUCAAAAGGAGGAGCAUCACCAUGACGGACGGGCUGACUGCCGACAAGAUCACGAGGAGCGACGGGUGUCCCACCAGCGUCUCCUUGCCACAUCACCGGGACAUCAUUCGGAACUGCGCAGUCAGUGUGGACCAGAUUCAAGACCUCCACUCCCCGAUGUCUCCCAUCUCCGAGACCCCAGCAACUCCAGCUUAUAGCACUGUGACUCGUCUCAAACCACAAGCCGGCCAAGCUGGCAACGGUGCCGCCCCGACGACCCCGGUCAUUCGACGCUCUAGCGAGCCGCAGCUAUGCCAGGGGAACGGCAGCAAGGGCGAGCUGUCGGACAGCACCCACUCGACCCCUUCCCACGGGUGCUCCAGGGCAUCCCCUUCGCCUUCUGCCAGCAGCUACAGCGACCCAGAUUCGGGACAUUACUGCCAGCUCCACCCUCCAUCCCCGGUCCAGUGGGACAGGCCAGCUCCUGACAGCAAGCUGAUGCCAGCCAAGAGCUACGUGGAGAGGCUAAAGGGGGACGAGUGCCAGCGUGGGUUUGUCCUGAACGGCUCCGAAGGAGAAGCCGGGCCCAGGCAGAGGCCGGAACAGGACACAGCGGGCUUUGUUCUCCCGGUGGUGGAAAGGACAUCCUCGUUCAACCCCGCACUGUUCCACUCCUUACUUAUUCCUGUGGAAAACAAGCCUUUGGAAAUGGUGGUGCUGAAGAAGAUCAAGGAACUCCUUGCAGAAGGGGAUGCCAGGAUGCUCGCCAAACAUAUCACCCAAGUGGAUUGCCUGGUUGCUAGGAUACUGGGUGUUACCAAGGAGAUGCAGAGACUGAUGGGCGUGAGCUCAGGGAUGGAGCUGCUCACACUGCCCCACGGACAUCAACUUCGGCUAGAUUUGCUGGAAAGGUUCCACACCAUGACCAUCAUGAUUGCGGUGGAUAUUCUGGGCUGCACGGGCAGCAUGGAGGAGAGGGCCUCUCUCCUGCACAAGACCAUCCAGCUUGCUGCUGAGCUGAAGAGCACCAUGGGCAACAUGUACAGCUUCGCCGCCGUGAUGAACGCACUCGAAAUGACUCAGAUCUCCCGCCUGGAGCAAACCUGGAUGGUUCUACGCCAGCGUUACACGGAGGGUGCCAUCCUUUACGAGAAGAAGCUGAAGCCUUUCCUAAAGAGCCUGAAUGAAGGAAACGAAGGACCACCCCUAUCUAACACUACCUUCCCUCACAUUGUGCCUCUCAUUACACUUCUGGAGCGAGACACAGCACUUCCUGAACACCCAGAACCCUGGGAGAACCUGGACAAUGGAGUGGAGGUGGUCAUGGCCCAUCUGGAGGCAGCACGCACGGUGGCUCACCAUGGGGGACUGUACCACACCAAUGCAGAGGUGAAGCUGCAAGGCUUCCAGCCACAACCAGAACUCCUGGAGGUUUUCAGCACCGAAUUCCAGCUGCGGCUGUUAUGGGGGAGCCGGGGAGCCGAGAGCAGCCAGAGCGAGCGCUACCAGAAGUUUAACAAGGUUCUCACAGCACUGUCCCACAAACUGGAGCCCACAGUGCGUUCGAGCGAGCUGUAGCUCGACCACGGGCACGAGAACCCCGAAGAACAAGCCAACAGCUCGCUUUCCGGCAGCAGCACAUCUCAGGCGGGCACGGGGUGAUGCCGAGGUUAUCGUUUUCGUCUGCCAAGGGAAGGACUGAAAGUGAAGCAGCGGAGCCAGGAAUCGGCCCCAAUCAGCCUUCUUUCUGGGUGUGAAAUACUGACAAUCAGCAAACAAACCACAGACUGGGUUGAUUUCUUUCCUGAGAAACUUGACAAUGACCAAGCUCCUCCGGACAACGGUGGCUUGUCUUGCAAACCACAGAGGAAGGUGCACUGGCAAAUUGGUCACGCAGAUUUGAAUGGCAGAUCCACAGCAUGGUUUACGCUGGAGGCAAAAUGUUCUCCGAGUCAAAAUUCAGUACUGGUUCAUACCAGGGCAUGCCUAGUUUUGGUGCCUCACAGUGGUGUUUGAAACCAGAGUGCAAAUCUUCUCCCUGUUCUUUUCUUUACUCUGAGGUUCCUCUGUGUUGUCCUCCAUUGUCAUUAACUGGAGAAGAGCAGCUUUCAGCAGCUUUGAGCGUUCAUGUCUGUCUCUGGGUGUCCAGGGGGCUGAUCAGAGUUUGUUUAGUGCCCCAACCUCAGAAGGGCACUCCCACAGACAGCAAGGUAACGCCAAAAUUUAGCUUUUCUAUUUUCAUGGGCGCCACCUCUAACAUUCAUUCCACAUUCAAUUUGAUCCAUCAUGUGAAGUGAGGCCACAGCCACCUCCCUCACAUUUCCAAGCCCCCAUCUCAGUCCUUCCAUUUACCAGAUAACAUUCCUUUAUUUUCUUAGUCUUUCCUUUUGUUUCCCUCCAUUUUGAUGCUGGGGAUGGGGGUUGUUUAGGUUUUUUUUUCCUCCUGUAAAUUAAAAAAAAUCCAUACAGGGCAUAUAUGUACAUAUAAAUAUAUAUACAUAUGUAUUCAAAUCCCAUUUGUAAAUAAUUAACAUUGUUCUUUUUGGUCUUGUAAAUGAAUGUACAUACACAAUGGGGUGUGUUUCCUUGAUUCUUGCAUACAAUAAACUUUUAUGCUUUUUUUCUUCAAGAA
Messenger RNA from Candoia aspera, 3193 nucleotides. RefSeq names its product SH2 domain-containing protein 3C-like. Gene Ontology annotation, molecular function: guanyl-nucleotide exchange factor activity; phosphotyrosine residue binding. The transcript is spliced from 10 exons. Gene Ontology annotation, biological process: small GTPase-mediated signal transduction; positive regulation of peptidyl-serine phosphorylation. The coding region runs from base 1 to 2139 and encodes 712 amino acids. NCBI's taxonomy places the organism in Eukaryota, Metazoa, Chordata, Lepidosauria, Squamata, Candoiidae. The record is from RefSeq and is a predicted model, not a curated record.